GCUGUUAUUUCACGUGUUCAUAUCGCCGCCUUGUGUUUCGGAUGAGACGCACAAAUAUGACGCCUACGUAACCGGAAGUUGCGUAGGGCGCGCGGGUCGUGUUUGCGGAGCACUAUGUCUGUUCAGACAGAAACGAUGAAGCAGGGGGGAGAGAAACAGAAAGAAGAUGAAGAUGAAGGAGUGACUCCAGGCGGUGAAGAGCUGAGUCAGAAGACGGGGAUGAAGAGGAAACAUGAUGAUGAUGAAGAAGCAGCAGAAGAAACAUCUCCCACCAAGAAGCAGGUGACUGACCACAGUGUGAAGGUGGCGACUCACUAUAACAAGCUGCAGGAAGUUGGUCUGGCAGCUAGAAGUCAAAGCAGGAUCUUCUUCAUGAGGAAUUUUAACAACUGGCUAAAGAGUGUCCUUAUUGGUGAGAUCCUCGAGCAGGUACGUGAGGCAGGCCACAGACAGGUGUCUGUGUUGGACCUCGGCUGUGGUAAAGGAGGAGACCUGCUCAAGUGGAGAAGAGGAGGAAUCAGCCACCUGGUCUGUGCAGACAUAGCCGGAGUGUCGGUGGAGCAGUGCCAGAGUCGUUAUGAUGAUAUGAAACGGAAAAGCCACCCGAGUGAAAGAAUCUUCAGCGCUCAGUUUAUCACCGCAGACUGUUCAAAGGAGGUUUUGUCAGAGAAGAUGGACGACCAAGACCAGAUGUUUGACAUCUGCAGCUGUCAGUUUGUGUAUCACUACUCAUUUGAGAGCGAACAGAAAGCAGACAUGAUGCUGAGGAAUGCCUGCGAACGCCUGAAACCCGGAGGCUUCUUCAUUGGAACGACGCCAGACGCCUAUGAACUUGUAAAACGUCUGGAGACGUCAGAAUCUUUGUCGUUUGGAAACGAAGUCUUCAAAGUCUCCUUUCAGUCCAAAGGUUCCUACCCCUUGUUCGGGUGUCAGUAUCACUUCAGCCUUCAGGGAGUCGUGGACGUCCCCGAGUUUCUCGUCUACUUUCCUCUUUUCGAACACAUGGCGAAGCGUUACAACAUGCGCCUGGUACUGAAGCAGAGGUUCUCUGAGUUCUUCGAGGACAAGGUGAAGAAGGAGCAUCAUCGCAGACUCAUGAUGAAGAUGACGGCUUUGGAGCCAUAUCCCUGUGAUGAUAGAGGCCAACAAGCUACGGAUAACCGAGAGGAGUACUGCCAUGCCAAAGAGCACUGCGACAGAGAUGGAGUCAAACCACCGGUGGGAACCCUGAGCAGAUCUGAGUGGGAGGCGACCAGUAUCUAUUUGGUGUUUGUCUUCCAGAAAAUGUCCUGAUGCUGCAAACAAACUCCUCUUCUUCACCUCACCUGUUCUUCAGCUUGUGUUUGUACAGUAUUUCUGUUGUCUUUUUAAGUUUUUGAUGAACUAUGAGCUAUAAUGGGAAUGAAUUCAUGUUACAAACUCAUCUGUUCUAGUGUUUUCAUUUUUUCUGUAUUACUGUCUCACAAUACAAUGAUGGGAAGAAUUGGGUUGAACCAUAGUUUUUUAGGAUCAUGUAGCUUUAGAAUGUUGUGAAACUGGGUCUGUUUGUAAAUACAUUGGUCCAAGAAUUGAACUAAAACAAGUGAAGCGUGGGCAUGGAAGCAUGUUGAUGUGGUUGCACAUCUAUAUUAAGUUAGUCAAGGCUUUAGUCAGUAUUAAAACUUUUUCUCAAGAAAUUCUGCUCUUAUGCCUAAAGAAAUUUAAAAAAAGUGGCAUAGUAUUUUUUUAGUGGUUAUUUUUGAUGCUUCAGGCUGAAACAUCUACUCAGAUACCUGCUCAUUUGCUUGGAUCCUGCAAAAAAAAUCCAUAACCUAUAAAUGAUUAGUUAUAAUAAUGAGCCUCAGUGCAAAUACCAUUUUAGUUCUAUUUAUUGUGCUUUGUCUGCUCCCUCCCUCAAGGGUGCCAUAGCUCCUCUUGUUUAGAUGGAAAAAUAAAGCAUUACACCUGUCAGUGUUCAUUUUCUUUUACAGUUGUAGACAUCCUUUGUAAACAUGGCACAAGCCUAUCUA
Molecule: messenger RNA, 2009 nt
Organism: Menidia menidia (Atlantic silverside)
Lineage: Eukaryota; Metazoa; Chordata; Actinopteri; Atheriniformes; Atherinopsidae
Source: the annotation of a GenBank genome assembly